Messenger RNA from Cantharellus anzutake, 735 nucleotides. RefSeq lists its product as uncharacterized. Lineage: Eukaryota; Fungi; Basidiomycota; Agaricomycetes; Cantharellales; Hydnaceae. The record is from RefSeq and is a predicted model, not a curated record. The coding region runs from base 1 to 735 and encodes 244 amino acids. The transcript has 2 exons.
AUGUCAUUUUCUUCAUCCACAAAUUCCAUUGUGUCCUCCUCACCUCUCCAUUCAACAUUCAAACUUCCUGAACGUGCAUAUGGCCAACUUAGUGAUCUACCCCCAAUUAAAUGGGAUCUCGCAGACAAUCGUGACUCAGGAUCCAGGACUUGCCUUGAAUUAGUGCAAGAAAACCAAGAAAUGCAGCACAAGUUUCGGAAGGCCCAAGUGUUGGUGGAGAGAGCCAUUGAUGCAGUGGAUGCGGCAAAUGCCCAGUUGGCAUUAGGGGGAAUGUAUGUGUCUAAAGCUCAGACACAGCUCUUAGUGCAGGAAGAAGCAGAGAAGUUGAAGGAGGAUGGUGGAUGCAUUAAAGGGACAUUUGGCCAAGUUGUGACGCAUGAUGGUUUCUUGAGGGACCAAGCAGAGCACGCUCAGAGAAAAUUAAAUGAGCAAGAGUUGGAACAAUGGAAGGAAGAGGCUAAGGAGCGGUGGAAAGUGUUCAACAACUCACAGAAGGCAGAAAUAACAAGCUGGCAUGAAGAAAAAGCGCACUUGGCCAUGCUCAAACAAAAAGCACCACCAAAGCCACUGGAGGUCCGAAUGAGGGAGUGGAUGGCCGAAAAUUAUCCACAGCUUCAACAAAACAAGCCCUUCACAUCACUGGAGGAUGCAGGACAAUCAGUGGAAGUGGGCAACAUCUGUCCAGCAUUGUCACGACCCAGCAAUUCCCAUGGUCAGCCUGUCACGGGCCUAUGA